Messenger RNA from Amphibalanus amphitrite, 7325 nucleotides. RefSeq lists its product as uncharacterized. Gene Ontology annotation, molecular function: zinc ion binding; nucleic acid binding. The transcript has 2 exons. Bases 10 to 6147 code for a protein of 2045 amino acids. Gene Ontology annotation, biological process: DNA integration. The record is from RefSeq and is a predicted model, not a curated record. Lineage: Eukaryota; Metazoa; Arthropoda; Thecostraca; Balanomorpha; Balanidae.
GAACUGAGAAUGCAUAAACUGAAGUCCAGUGAGUUGAAGGCUGAGCUGGAGAGGCGGGGUCUUAACACUAAGGGGACUAAAGCUGAACUAUGUGAGAGACUAGAAGCUGCAGUUGGGGAUGAACUUGUUGAUGCUGGUGCUGACCCUGAUGCUCGUGAUGUGAGAGGUGUACAGCAAUCUGAUGGUGCUCAUGUCGUAGUGGCAGCCAAUGUAAACUCAAACAUGACUGAUAAGGAUUCAGGUGUUAAAACCGAUGGUUGUCCUGCUGCUGUUGAUAGUGGUAGAUCUGUCACUGAUGUUGAUGGUCAGAGUAUAGGAGUUGAAUUAGGUGUGAGAAGUGAUGUUCUUUCGCACGAACAGGUUGUGCAUCCCCAGGAUAGUGCAUCCAAUGUAUCCAGAGCAUCCCGUUCCUCUACCUCCUCGGUCAGGUCUAGGAUAGCUAAAGAAGCAGCAAACAGAGCUGAGUUGGAGGUCAAGCUCAAGCGUAUGACAGAAAAGCAAAAGCUGAGCAGGGAGUUAGCCAGAUUGCAGGAAGAAAAGGAGCUGCUUGAGAUAAAUGAAGCCCUUGAUGUGUCCAAAGCUCGAGAAGUUGCCUUGUCUGAACAAGUGAAAAUGAUUGAACGCUCUCAACAGGUGCAAGCAGAGGCGAACAUCACUCAACCUCAGUCCGGAGUGCACUGUCAGCAACAACAGCAGGUACUGACGACCCAGCCUCCACAUGGAGUACUACAGCCGCAGAUGCAAGAGCGAAGACAGUUCGUGGAAGCUCAAGGAGCUCCGACUUCGGUGAGCGCUAGAGGACCAGUUCUCGGUCAGGUCGCCAGUCAGGAACCACUCACUUCAGUAGGACAGUCUUUGGUGUUCCAGCACAGGUUUUCAGACGCUAUCCCGGAUCAGUAUGCUGCAUGUUCACAGGCAUCACAAUUAGCAGGUCAACAUGUCGUUCAACAUGGUGCUAUUCCACACUUCCCACCGAUAGAUGAACAGAGCAUCCAUCAAACUACCUCGCGUCCAGUGAAUCACCAGGUCGGCGAACGAGUCGUCCGCUCGGCCGGCGCACACACAGUUUCACACUCGUCAGGGGAGAGCGCUCAGCGUGCUCUCGCCGGGUUCAUGCGUCUUCCAUCAGUGGAGAUAGCGAGAUUUGAAGGUGACGUCACUGAAUAUCCCCAGUUCAUCCGAGCAUUUGACUUGAAGAUCGCGUCCAAGUUAGACGACCCUGAUGAGAAGUUGUACUACUUAGAACAGUACAUGGUUCCUGGUACAAAGCCGCACCACAUCGUGUCUGCUUGUAUGUAUCUUCAGGAGGGCUACGACGAAGCCCGACGGUUGCUAGAUAGUAGAUACGGACGGCCUAGUACUGUAUCAGCGGCGUUCAUUGCUCGUCUAGAAAAUCACAGUCAGAUUCGAGCGGAUGAUGUACAAGGACUUGAUUCUUUUGGUAUCUUGCUCACCAAGUGCAGGAACGCUCUGAGUAGUUGCGGCACACACGAGACUCUUCGCGACCCCAGGACACUGAGAACAAUCGUGGGGAAGCUCCCUGGGCUACUGAUCAACAAAUGGAGACACAAAGUUGAUGACAUCGAAGAGAUUGGAGGUCGAGAAGCGAACUUUGACGAUUUGGUCGCGUUUGUAACAAAGGAAGCGAGAGUUGCGUCUAACCCCACAUACGGUAGGGACAUGUUUGGCGGGAACCCCAUGAGUAGGACACCGGUGACACGAACGAGUCCACGGAUGAGCUCUGGUCGAGCAGUGGUAACGGCGACUCAUGUCACGCCGCGUCCCGAGGAGAGCCACUGCGUAUUUUGUAACCGACGAGGUCAUGAUGUGUGUGAGUGUGAGAGUCUCUCCGCAGUCACGAGUCAACAGAAGCAAAACUUCGUCCGGGAGAAGGCUCUGUGCUGGAGCUGUCUGAAGCAAGGACAUCGAAGUCGCGACUGCAGGCGAAGAGCGUCGUGCAGGACAUGUGGAAGGCGACAUCCAACCUCACUACACUGGGAACGAUCUGAACAGUACGUGCGGCAAUAUCAGCAACAGAGUGGACAGCACCCGGAUCGAGACGACACUCAGCAUCAAAGGGAGGAACAACAGCCACGAGAAGGACAACAGGGCCGUCAGCAUGACCAAUCACAUGUUGUCCAACAUCAGCAUGGACGUGGACAUGAGCUGAAUCACACCCAGCAGCAGCAACGAGAGGGGCCUACCGACGCCGCCAGAGUAACAACAUGUCAAACAGCGGGUGAGUCUGAGGCUAGCAAGCCAGUUCUCCCUGUUGUGCCUGUUGUUGUUCGUGUUGGUACGAGUACGUGUCAAACAUACGCUUUUCUCGAUAGCGGCUCGACACAUUCCUUCAUCUCCUCAGCGUUGAUCAAAGAGCUCAACAUUGACAACAUGCCACGCAAACAGCUUUCACUGACGACAGUCGACAGAAGCACGAAGGUGGAAACACAUGUAGUAGAGGGAGUAACGGUUUCGGACCUACGUGGGCGGCACGCGCUCCGGCUGCCUCCGCUGUUCGAAUUGGAGCGUAUCCCGGUGGACCCAGAGGAGUUCCCCAGCCACCAGCUCGAUGUCAGUAGGUGGGAACAUCUCACAGGAGUAGAAUUCGAGCAGGCAGACGCCACAUGCGUUGGACUUCUCCUCGGCGCCAACGCGUUUCUCAGCAUGGAGCCGCUGCAAGUGAUACCCAGUCGCAACGGAAGCCCGUAUGCUGUGCGCACGAGGUUCGGCUGGAUCCUGAGUGGGGUGACGUCUUCCUCAGCCACAGACAGCGGAACAAAGGUCUACAGAACGUCGGUGAAUGACAUCGAAGAUAUGAUACAAGGAAUGUAUGAUCGGGAAUACGAAGAGAACCUCAACUCAAUGAAGAGAGGCCUGUCUGAGGAGGACAAGAAGUGGCUCACGGUGAUGGAGGCGUCCAAGAAAGUUGACAGAGGACACUACCAGUUCAGCAUUCCGUUGAAGGAUGAAGACGUCGUACUGCCGAACAACCGCGUCCUGGCAGAGAGAAGACUGACUAGUCUAGGUCGCCGAAUGAAGAACGAUGUUGAGUUCGCUGAGCAGUACCGAGAUUCUGUGGAAGAAAUGAUCGACAAGGGAUACGCUGAGCCCGUACCAGUAGCAGACAUUCAUCGUGACGACGGCAGAGUGAACUACUUGGCGCACCAUGGAGUGCGCCACGCGUCAAAGAACCGCAUCCGCGUCGUCUAUGACUGUGCUAUGAAGUACGGCGGUGUCAGUCUGAAUGACUGCUUACUGCAAGGCCCCGACAUGACGAACUCGCUACUCGAUGUCCUGAUGCGCUUCAGGAUGGAACGAGUCGCCUUCAUGGCUGACGUGGAAAGUAUGUUCAACCAGGUUCGGGUGCCAGAGUCUGAGCGCGAUCUCCUCAGAUUUCUGUGGUGGAGAGACGGGCGCCCCGACUCUGGUGUGGUAGAGUAUCGGAUGACUGUCCAUAUCUUCGGAGCGAAGUCUUCGCCAAGUGUGGCGUGCUACGCCUUGAGAGAGACGGCGACGGACUUCGCAGAAGAGGUAUCACCUGAAGCAGUGAAGACUGUAAACAGCAACUUCUACGUCGAUGAUGUGUUGAAGAGCACUGACGACGCUGACAUGGCCAUCUCGUUGGCUCACGACCUGAAGACGCUGCUGGAGAAAGGUGGGUUCAGUCUCAAGAAGUUCACCAGCAACAGCUCGGCGUUUAUGUCCUCGAUCCAGACAGGCGACAGGUCAAAGGUGAUGCAGACAUGUACAGGAGUCGGUGAAAGUCUACCAGAAGAGCGCGCCCUGGGCGUAGUCUGGGAUACAGAGAACGAUCUGCUGAGGGUAUCUGUCAACGCGACCAGUCUGCGGGCGAAGCCGUUGACCCGCAGAGGCAUCCUUUCAGCAGUGAGUUCUAUUUACGACCCGCUCGGUCUCGUUUCGCCAACGAUAAUCUGUGGCAGGAAGAUCCUACAAGAUCUCUGCAGGACGAGAGAAAUCUGGGACAAGGAGAUUCCAGCUCAACAGCGCAGCGACUGGAUGAAAUGGCUAUCUCAUCUGGAUGCUACUCAAGAUCUGUGUGUCCCACGGCAUCUGAAGCCAGCUGAAUUCGGUGGAAUGGCGACGCUCCAGAUGCAUCAUUUCAGCGACGCUAGUGAGUGGGCGUAUGGUACAGUCACCUAUGCUCGCUUCACUGACCAGCAGGGAGAUGUCCAUGUCGCUUUCGUGAAAGGUACAUCACAUCUGGCUCCACUGAAGAAAAUAACGAUUCCUCGUCUGGAGUUGAUGGCUGGAGUGACGGCGGUACGUGUUCGGUUGCUGAUAGAGGACGCGAUGGAGCUCGGUUCGGAGACAGAACAUUUCUUCUGGACGGAUAGUACUACCGUUCUCGCAUACGUGCAGAACACUGCGACUAGAUUCCACACGUUUGUCAGCAACAGGUUGGCGAUCAUCCACGAUGGAUCAAAGACUGAGAACUGGAGGUUCGUGAGAGGUGAAGAAAACCCGGCCGAUGACAGUUCACGAGGUGUUCAGAGUGAGAGGUGGCUUUCUGGACCGGCUUUUCUUCGGCUUCCAGAGGAGCAGUGGCCCAUGAUGCCUCCAACCAAGGUGAAGAUAGCGGAAGAAGACCCUGAAGUGAAGAAGGUGAAGGUCUGUGCAAUGAAGGUGUCAGAAGAGAAGAUGAAGGAUCCAAUCGAAGUGCUCAUUCGUCAUUACAGUAAGAAGCAGGCUCUUCUAAGGGCAGUGGCUUGGCUGCUGAAGGUGAAGAAGAGAUUGCAGGAAAGAGCGACAAAAUCGCAGGGUCGAGAAACGGAGCGUCCAUCUCGACUCCAGCUGAUAGAUCUCGAAGAAGCAGAGAACUGUGUCGUUAGGUGGGUACAGGAGCAGAGUUUUCCUGAUGAGCUGGAGACACUCCGCAAUGGGAAGGAAGUGAAGGGAGCUCUCAGUAAGCUGAAUCCAUUCCUGAGUGAUGGGAUCCUCCGAGUUGGCGGACGUUUGAAGAAUGCUGACGUCACCCUGGACCAGAAGCACCCAAUUGUACUCCCGGAUUGCUAUUUCGCCGAACUAACUGUUCAACAGGUGCAUGAGAAGGUCGGACACUCUGGACGUCAACAUGUGUUAGCUGAGAUACGGAGACGUUUCUGGAUCGUGAAAGGGAACUCGAUCGUCAGACGAGUGAUUGGACGUUGCCUCGGAUGCCGCCGACGACAUCGCCCACCAGAAUCUCAGAAGAUGGCGGACCUGCCGAGUGACAGAGUCACAGCGGAAGAACCUGUAUUCACUCGAACCGGAGUCGACUAUUUCGGACCGUUUUUUGUCCGACAAGGACGGAAGCAGGUGAAGAGGUACGGAGUCGUUUUUACUUGUUUGGCGGUGAGGGCCGUCCACAUCGAGGUCGCCGAAAAUUUGUCAGGAGAUUCAUUCCUGUGCGCCUUACGUAGAUUCGUCGCACGGAGAGGUCACGUCAAGGUGCUCAGAUCAGACAAGGGGACAAAUUUUGUUGGUGCCAGUCGCGAGCUUCGAGAGGAGUUGGAGAAACUGCGAAGCAAUGAAGAUGUGCUGCAUCGUACGCUGUUGAAUCAAGGAGUAGAAUGGAAAUUCAACACAGCCGCAGCGUCCCACCACGGAGGUGUCUGGGAACGACAGAUACGCUCAAUCCGAAGAAUCCUGGGAUCAUUGCUGGACUCGCAGACGUUCACGGAAGAAACUCUGUUGACUCUAUUGUGUGAAGUAGAGGCAAUAUUGAACAGUCGGCCACUCACCCCAGUAUCCUUAGAUCCGGUUGAUCACGAGCCACUCACUCCCAACCAUUUGCUGAUUGGUACCGGCAGCGUGGUGAUGCCGUUCGGGGUAGUAGGCCAGAGUGACUCAGAUAGUGUCAAACGUUGGAAGCAGGCGAGGUAUCUCGCGAAUCUGUUCUGGAAGCGGUGGCGAGCAGAAUACUUACCGUUGUUACAGGAACGACCGUAUAGGGUGACAAGGAAAAUGACUAACCUUGUUGUAGGAGACGCGGUUCUAGUUGUUGAUGAUGCUGUGCCGCGAGGCCAGUGGCCAUUAGGAGUAGUGGAGCGAGUCCGAGUCGGAGCAGACGGAUUAGUGCGCUCGGUAGAGAUUAAGACCAGAGGCGUCACGCUUCAGCGACCGGUGACUAAGCUGAUUAAGCUGUAGGCGAGAUCGUGUACUCUGUAUGGAAGAUGUUCCUGUGCGUCAUGUUCGUGUCGUAGACUAAGGUUGAAGCCAUGUAUUGCGUGGUGGCUUCAAGGGGGCGGGUGUAGUUGCCCUCUAGCUAUAGCAGCAGUCUAGCGCCGGCAGUCACGCUAUAGCAGCGGUUUAGCGUUCGAUCGUCGCAACAUCUAUAUUAGUUAAGCGCCGAUAGUCACGCUAUAGCAGCAGUUUGGCGUUCGAUCGUCGCGACAUCUAUAUUGACCGAGUGUGAUUACGCGUGGGUAUUUACAAGUACUCGAAUGUGGCAGGUACUUUAAAUACUCGAAUACCAUUCUGAUGAAUAUUUCCACGGUUUUCUUUGAAUGCUAUGAACAAUAUUUUGUACAACGUUUUCGAAUCUAAGAACCUAAAACAUUGUGACGUGUCAGCAUUUUCGGUAUGAUAGUGGUGGGCACUGUCGUGUUCCUGCCACGCCCGUUUUGUGCGGCCGACAUUCUUGUUCAGGAUUGUUUCUGAGGAUGGUUUGAUUUCCCUGGCGCUAAUGAGUGAGUUUAGGAAGUGAAAUCUUGCAUAACUCUAUGUGGAUUGAAUCAGAUAAAUGCCCGUUGUUGAUGGUGAUAUGAAACUAGCAGAUUUACCGUGAUCUCUGUCUGAUAUCAGCACUUGAACUCUGCGCUGGAUUUGUAUUUGUUUGCCGCAUUUCAUGUAUGUAGAGCUAAAGGUCCGCGAUAAGGCCUAGAAACUAGAAAGUAUUUUGAGAAUGUUAUUUUGUUUAAGGCUGUGAAUAGCCAAGCCAAAGGUGUUUCAGGUUUGUCCGUGUUUGAGUACCAAACUGAUAACUUUGUUUCUGCAGGAAUAAUAUGAAGAGACUGUUUCGACCGUGUGUCAGAGGGAAUCAGCCCCCCAGUUAGUCCGGCAUGAGGUGCACACAGUCAGUAAGUUUAACCGAGUGAACUGGUCGUUUUCAGUCUUAUGAUAGUAUGUGCCUAGUAUGUGCUACUUGCAGUCGAAAUGUGUCAAGGACGAACGAGUAUGGGUCAUGUCAAGGUCUAAUCGUCAGAUCGAGUGUGGCUCAGUUGUUGUGUUAGGGAAGAGCUCACUGCUGCUAUAUGUGACGAUUGUUCUGACGUGUUGCAGAAACGGAUCUAUAGACAAGAUGAAUACAAGGUCCUGUGUUUGAC